Messenger RNA from Monopterus albus (swamp eel), 4583 nucleotides. RefSeq names its product integrin, alpha 8 (gene itga8). Gene Ontology annotation, molecular function: integrin binding. The transcript has 30 exons. The record is from RefSeq and is a predicted model, not a curated record. The coding region runs from base 196 to 3366 and encodes 1056 amino acids. Lineage: Eukaryota; Metazoa; Chordata; Actinopteri; Synbranchiformes; Synbranchidae. Gene Ontology annotation, cellular component: external side of plasma membrane; integrin complex. Gene Ontology annotation, biological process: cell adhesion mediated by integrin; cell-cell adhesion; integrin-mediated signaling pathway.
GCAGUUUGUAGCUGAGACUCCGGACAGACCCGGUGGUUUCGGAGUGUCAGUGGGUAGGUUUGAGGGAGCGCAGUGACCCAGUGACAGGCGGACUUACUCGGGACAAACGCACCUCACCUGCAAGGAGGAAUAUCUCUCCCUCUCCCAGUUCCCUCUCAUUUUUUGGAAUAGUGCGCAACUGGCUGUGCUUUGAGGAUGGAGCGCGCACUGGACUGCGUUUGCUCCGCUGGGAUGUUUGUUCUCGGGGUUCUCUCGGUGCUCUGGACGGCACUGGAUGGAGUUUGGGGUUUUAACCUUCACGCAGAGCAUCCUACAGUUUACAGGGGAACCGAUGGAAGUUAUUUCGGUUACUCUGUGGACUUCUACCAAGCAACCACUGGCAGCAACACGAUCAGUGUGUUGGUGGGGGCGCCCAAGGCGAACACCUCCCAGCCCGGCAUCGUGGAGGCAGGAGCCGUCUACUACUGCCCCUGGCCUGGGCUGCCUGACAGCUGCAGACAAAUACCUUUUGACAAUUCCAAUAACAGAAUGAUGAAGGUAAAUGGCACCAGAGAGCCUAUUGAGUUUAAGUCACACCAGUGGUUUGGAGCAUCAGUCAGGACACACAAAGGAAAAGUGGUGGCAUGCGCUCCUCUCUACCACUGGCGGACAUUGAAGCUGAGUGGGGAGAAGGAACCUGUGGGGACUUGUUAUGUGGCUAUCCAGAACUUCAGCGCCUACACGGAGUACUCGCCCUGCAGGACCAGUAAUCCAGACCCAGAGGGACAGGGGUUCUGCCAGGCUGGCUUCAGUGUGGAUUUCACCAGGGAAGGAAGGCUGGUGGUAGGAGGACCUGGAAGCUUUUACUGGCAAGGUCAGGUGGUGACAGUAGGGAUAGCUGAGAUACUGAAUGGCUACUCUUUGAAGGCAAUGCUGAGGAAGGUUCCAGGAGAGAAACACACUCGAGCAGCUGAAGACACCCACGAUGACAGCUACCUUGGUUACUCUGUGGCAGUGGGAGAGUUUACAGGAGACUCUGAACAAGAGCUGAUAGCUGGAGUCCCCAGAGGAGCACAGAACUUUGGAUAUGUGGCAAUGAUCAACUCCACCAAUCUAACCUUCAUCCAGAACUUCACAGGGGAACAGGUCAAUGGCCUCUCCUCCUUUGGAUAUGAUGUGGCUGUGGCUGACCUGAACGGAGAUGGGACGGACGAUGUGCUGGUUGGAGCACCCCUCUAUAUGGAGAGAGAGAUGGAGAGCAAACCCAGGGAGGUGGGCAGGGUUUACUUGUACCUGCAAAUGGCCCCGCUCACUUUCUCCAAACCUGUUGCACUCACCGGAACACACACUUUUGGGCGCUUCGGCACAGCGAUUGCACCCCUGGGAGAUGUCAACCAAGAUGGAUAUAAUGACGUGGCAGUGGGCUGUCCUUUUGGCGGAGAGGAACAUGGAGGCAGAGUGUUGAUCUUUAAUGGUAACAGAGAUGUACUUAAGCAAAGCCUGACCCUGAGUCAAGAGCUGAAGGCAGCCUGGACCCCCAGUGGCAGCUUGCCUGGAUAUGGAUUCACUCUUAGAGGAGGCCAGGAUCUGGACAGCAACCAGUAUCCUGAUCUGAUCGUGGGGGCAUUCGGUGCAGGUGAAGUGUCUGUGUACAGGUCUCGAGCUGUAGUGUCUGUGGAAGCUGCAAUGACCCUGACUCCCAGAAUCCUGAACCCUGAUGACAGACAGUGUCACCUGCCUCAGACAGACAUUAUGGUUACCUGUUUGAAGGUUGAUGUGUGUGCAGCAGUGAGCGGUGUUGGGAUCCCCAGCUCUGUAGACCUGAGAGCGGAGCUGCAGCUGGACUGGCUAAAAGGCACCAGGGGCGGAGUUAAGAGAGUGCUCUUCCUGGACACCCAGCAGCCUCACCACACAGGGCUGCUAACACUGGGUCACAGUCGCCCACGUGCAUGUCUGAGCUACACCAUUUACCUGAGAGAGGAGGAUGAGUUCAGGGACAAACUGACCCCCAUCUCACUGGCUCUGAACUACAGUUUGGCUCCCCCUCCCCCCGGCCAAUACCUCCCGCCUGUCCUCAACCACUACAGCAGCACCUUUCUGCAAGAGCAUGCCUAUAUUCUCCUGGACUGUGGUGAUGACAAUAUCUGUGUCCCAGACCUCCAGCUUUCUGCCCACAUGGACCGCUCAGAGCUUGUGAUUGGAGAUGACAAUCUGGUCACGUUGACUAUCACUGCGGUGAACCGAGGAGAGGGAGCCUACGAGACAGAGCUCCACACACUGAUACCACCAGGGGCUGACUACAUAGGGGUGAAGCGCAGGGUGGAGUCCUUGUCUCAGCCAAACUGUGAGUACAAGAUGGUCAAUGAGUCUAGGAUGGUGCUGUGUGACCUGGGGAACCCGAUGGUAGCUGGGACAGAGUUGUCUGUCGGUUUGAGGUUUUCUGUCCAAAGGCUGGAAGAUGCCGGACCAAAAAUCAGCUUUGAGCUGCAAAUCCACAGCUCCAACAAGGAUAACUCCAAAAGCAACCCAGUCAGUUUGAGUCUGUCCAUUGUUGCCAAAGCUCAGCUUGAUUUACGUGGGGUGUCUCAUCCCUCGCAGGUGGUGCUGCCAUUCCCACACUGGGAGCCCAAAGAAAAGCCUGUCAAAGAGGAUGACGUGGGACCUCAAGUAACACAUAUCUAUGAGCUGCAUAACUCUGGUCCCAGCAGUAUUCAGGAGGCUGAGCUCCAGGUCGGCUGGCCUUACCGUUUCCAUGACGAGAACCUGCUGUACGCCAUGGAGAUUAAAACCGACGGUCCAAUUAGCUGCCGGACAAACACCAGCCUCAACCCACUUGGCCUUCAGAUCUCCACUCUCCAGGACACACCUGAAUUAUUAGGUUUCCUGAGGAACACCAGUGCUCCUCACCGCCACAGACGAGCUGUGACCACUGCUCAGAGUUCUAGUGGUAAAACCUUGAACUGCACUAAUAUCUCCUGUCUGAGGAUCAUGUGUGUAGUUGGACGGCUGGAUCAUGGGCAGAGCGCAGUGGUCAAAAUUCGAUCGAGGCUCUGGGUUCAUACUUUCCUCCCGCGGCGUAAUUACCCCUACAUUCUCAACUCCACGGUGUCUUUCAUGGUCACAGCCAUGCCUUACCGAAUCCAACCCCCCACCCUGCCUCAACACAGCACCUCGAUGGGGACCCUGGUGUUAUGGGGGACUCCAGACGUGUCAUUUGCUGUUCCACUCUGGGUCAUCAUCUUGGCCAUCCUGCUGGGGCUGCUGGUGCUGGCCAUGCUAACACUGGCCAUGUGGAAGUGUGGUUUCUUUGACCGGGCACAGCCACCAGCUAAAGAUGACGUCUCUGACCAAGAGCAGCUGACUUCGGAUCAAACAGGGGAUGCCUAAGAUGAUGUGCGACAGCUCCUGGAGGACUGUUGUUUAGGGAGGGAUGUGCACCUUCUGAUGAAUCAGAUCUGAGAUCUGUAGUUGCUGGGGGUCUUCUGCCUCUUUGUUGAUGACACUAACUGAAAGGACAAACUGAAGGCUGCAGUGCCACACAGACUGGGACCCGAAGAACAAGAUUCAAACGAGACAGACUGGGACCAAAACACAGUCAAGGUGCAAACAUGUCCAUUGUUUAUCCAUUGUGAUAAGGAACCAGAACUGAAGACAGAAUGGACUCUGUUGUGAAGACAUUUUUAUAACUGAACGUUUUUGUGUGUCUGUGUAAAUGAGGCACAAAGAGACUUGAGAUCUAUGCACAAGUGCUUUUGUGAGUAUCAGAGUAUGUGUUUUUGAGUUUGUGUGUGUAUGUAUGUGUAUGUGUGCAGGUACUGUACAUGUGUGUGUGUUUAUUAGGUGCCUCUUGUGUCAUCCUUUCUUUCAGUUACUGAAUUAUUUCACCACCUGAUUUAAUUUAUCCCAGUUCUCUUCAAACUGGGCUGUACACAGAUUUAUUACACACACACAUAAAAUGCAGCCAAAUGCCUAUACACAAAGGCACAAUGUUAAGGUGUAUAUUUAUGAAUGUAUGUGCAAUAUUUGGGCGUUGUGUGAUAGUGAAGCUUGUUUACACUGGCAUUAUUUUAUUAGAGCUUAAUGUUUCGGUUGUUUAUGUAUAUAAGUGAUUAAUUGAUUUAUUAGCUAUUAGUAUUACUGAACAACAAAAGCAAUUGUUUAUACUGAUUUAAACCACCACAUAACAUUUAAAAAACAGUGAGGAGACAUAUGACAAAUAAGUUAUUAGUGUCUUGAUAGAAUGACUAUAGAAUAUUUCUUUUGAGGAAACAGAUGACAUCUCCACAGCUGCAGUCCUCCUCUGCUAGUUCUACUAUAGCAAAACACAUUGAAGACAGACUGAGACUGUGUACAUUACUGCACAGAAGAGUUUUGUUAAUGUUGUCAUUUUUUAAAUCUUGUGAUAAUGUGCAAUGCACAGGGAGGCAGAGCAGUAAUCAGGAUAUCAGCAGCACCCUACAUUUCAUAUGCCAUGUUUUGGCAGUGGUGUUUGAUUAUUCAUUGUCGUAGUUUUUGGUAUAUUAGGUAAUUGAUGAUGAAGUUAGAGUGAACUCUAAGAUUUUUUGCAAAAAGAGCACAAAAAAGAUAAAUAGGAAAUGAAAAAC